AUGUCACAGUGGAUUUGGACACUGGAUGAUGUGAAGAAUACACCGUCGAUUCGUGCAGGAUUCACAAAAGAGCAGGAGACGAAUUAUCGACGAGAAGGCUGUAAAAUUAUUUCUGAAGUUGGUUCGCAGUUAAAACUAAAAGGAAACCCGACGAUUGCCACAGCAUCGAUUUAUUUCCAUCGAUUCUACAUGAUCAAACCAUUCCAAGAGUUUCCCCGCGAAAUCACAGCACUCGGAUGCCUUUUUCUAGCGGGAAAAGUCGAGGAGACUCCGAAGAAAUGCAAAGAUUUGUGUACAAAUGCGGUCUCAAGAUUCCCCGAUAUUUACGCAAAAUGCCAUAAUUUAUCUGAAGACAUCAUGGGAAUGGAGCGCGUUUUGUUGCACAUUUUGAAGUUUGAUUUACAAGUCGAUUUGCCGUAUGACGCACUUUUGGAAUAUGGCGAAAUGUUUCCAGCGAUUUCCAAGGAAAAUAUGAAAGAAGUCACGCAGAUAGCAUGGACUUUUAUCAAUGAUAGUUAUUAUACGACGCUUUGUGUUACAACAGAUCCACAGGUGAGGAAUUUAUUGAUUUUUUGGGGGGGGGGGGUGACUGUUUCCAUGGAAAUAUUAUAAUAGGGCUGAUUCACGAACGAAAAAAUGUUCAAAAAUGUUUUUUUAACAUCGAAAGAUCAAUUCACGAAAAGUCAAAAAGUGUCGAAAAAACAUUUCGAGUUUUCAGCCAAAAAUGAUGACAAAUCAAUUUUUUUUCAAGCUUCUGGAGUAAUUUCUGAUCAAAAUAAGAUUCGAGUCUCGAAUUUCGAGAACCCUAUUUUGAUUUAUUUUGUAUUUUUUUGAAAAUCAAAAUUUAAAAUUUUUUUAUUUUACGAAAAAUCAGCAAAACCUUGGAAUUCACUUUUCAGAAGGUUUUGCUGAUUUUUCGUAAAAUAAAAUUUUUCAAAUUUUUAUGAAUUUCAAAAAAAAAUUAACAAAAUUAGCUAAAAUAGGGUUCUCGAAGUUUAUUUUCAUCAGAAAUCACUCCAGAAACUUGAAAAAUAUUGAUUUGUCAUCAUUUUUGACUGAAAAACUCGGAAAACUAAAUUUGACCUACGACUUUUCGUGAAUUAAUCUAAAUGUUAAAAAAAAGCAUUUUUGAACAUUUUUUCGUUCGUGAAUCAUCCCUAAUUUCAAAAUUAUCCCAACGUGUUUUUUUUCUGCAGAUGAUAGCCAUCGCCUUACUCCACCUCGCCUUCACAGUAAAAUCAAUAACCCCAGUCGAACCGGGCGGCGAUCCCUGCUGGUGGUCCAAAGAUAUCUCGAAUUGGCCCUCUGAGUCCGUCGACAAAGCGUGUCAUUUGGUGUUGGAUUUCUACGCGGCCACCAAAAAUUCGCCAGUUUUACAGAAUGGUCGAUUGUGUAGAUAA
Molecule: messenger RNA, 1400 nt
Organism: Caenorhabditis angaria
Lineage: Eukaryota; Metazoa; Nematoda; Chromadorea; Rhabditida; Rhabditidae
Source: the annotation of a GenBank genome assembly